UGUAAGAUGGUUGUCGUUUAUUCCUUCUUCGUUGCCUUUGUUUGACAGCGGUGGUUUAUUGAUGGAAAUCUAAGGGUUAUCUUUUUGAUCUGCCAAGAUAAACUUCAUGCCUUUUAAUGUGUUCUAAUUGUCAACGAAUACGCUAUUUUAAAAUUUAUCAUGGCGAUAUCGAGGGUUGUAUAAAGUGAGGUGUAACUUUUAUCCACUUCUCUCUUGUUAUUCAAAUACAAUUUAUAAUGGGAGAAUUGGAGACGGAAGACAACGAGUUGGAACAAUUUUGUUGGGUAUUAUUACGCAUCAUUGUUUUAGUUCCAACCUUUUAUUUAGUUAUUUAUUAUAUUGUGCUAAUAGUAUUAGUUUGCAAGUUAUUAAAGUUAGUACUUCCUCGCUAAUUAUGGAAAAUGAUAGUGAAGAGAAACCAUUUAAUGUUUCUACAUGUGCGAUUUGGAUUAAAAAAGAACCAGCAGAAAAUUGCAGUGAAGAAUAUGAUUAUGGAAACAGUAAGCUUUGGAAUUUUCUAUUGGAGUAAUUAAUUUAUGGUAGCCAACGUUCUAGAUAGUGCUUUGGAAGCUGCCCAGAAUGUUUCAGUUAAGGAAGAGACUCAAAUAUCAAAUCAAUUAUUUGAAUUAUCACAAGAAAACUUGUUAAAAAAUGACCCUGAACAGAUAAUUGUUGACGUAGAACCUCCUUUCAAUGAAGCUCUUAGGUCUCACAUAUUGUACAACCAUGUUCAAGAGAAACCUCACAAAUGCCCUUACUGUGACUACACUGCAACUUUCACAUAUACAGUCAAGGUUCAUAUACUGAACAAGUAUACUGAAGAUAAACCACAUCAGUGCCCACAAUGUGAUUAUACCGCCGCCCAAUUAGGGAAUAUUAAAAUGCAUAUCAUAUACAAACAUACCUAUCAGAAACCUCAUAAGUGUCCUUACUGUGAUCAUAGGACUACUGAAUCUGGUAACAUGAAGACCCAUAUCAGAUACAAGCAUACGAAGGAAAAGCCACAUCAGUGUCCGCGAUUACAAAGCGACAGAAAUGGGUACAUUGAACUGUCAUAUUAUGAGUAA
Messenger RNA from Nezara viridula (southern green stink bug), 1067 nucleotides. The record is from the annotation of a GenBank genome assembly. NCBI's taxonomy places the organism in Eukaryota, Metazoa, Arthropoda, Insecta, Hemiptera, Pentatomidae.